CAUCAGAUCCCUUACUCGGCGCAUUUCGAAAACUCACUACACCAUAUCCUCGAAUACCCACCCCGCUCCUCUCGCGACGGCAUCACCAUCAUCCCGAAUACUUCGUCGCAACAACCACAGCAAGGAGUGUCCAUCCGCGAAAGAGAUGUCGAUGCUAGAAAUCUACCGCACAUCACGUUACAGCAAUUACCGCUCAGUGUACACGAUCCCCGUCGGAUAUUCGCGAGUCCAGUACCUGGGAUACGAUUGACGCAUCCGGGAGGUUGGUUGGAAGGAGGAGAAGGGCCGAGUGGUGAAGAGCAAAGAGCUUGGGCUAGGGAGUUUGUGGAAGCGAACAACAUCUCUGGAGAGCAAGAGUUGGGCAUGGCGGUGCAACAUCACAUGCAGCAGAAUGUUGAGUUGGCGAAAGAGAGGAUGCGCGCGAGAUAUGAAGCUCAACAACAGAAUGCACGUGUGGAAAAGGAGAUCAAGACGUUGAUGGAUCAGAGGGAGAUGGAGGUCAAGAUUGAAACACGCAUGAAGGAGGAUGCGAGGAUACGGAGGGAGAAUCGCGAACAUAAGAGG
Molecule: messenger RNA, 564 nt
Organism: Aureobasidium pullulans EXF-150
Lineage: Eukaryota; Fungi; Ascomycota; Dothideomycetes; Dothideales; Saccotheciaceae
Exons: 1
Source: RefSeq, a predicted model, not a curated record